CAGUUAUGCUCUAUCUGUGUCUGAAUUUACGGACCUCCCCAAUAUCCAACAACAGCUGUCCUCUGUAAUGAGCACAGUGCAAAGGAGGGCCACGCCCUUGACACCAACAGUGACUGUGGAGAGACAGCUACCAGGAAGGGAUCUUGUGUUCUUGUUGGAUGGAUCUGAUGGUACUAGAACUGGAUUCCCAGCUAUGCGAGACUUUGUCCAAAGAGUAGUAGAGACACUCAGUGUGGAUGACAACAAAGACCGCGUCUCAGUGGUUCAGUACAGCAGAGAGCCAGCUGUCCAGUUCUAUCUGAACACAUACCCGACAAAGGGCGAGAUCCUUGACAGUGUCAGAGGUUUGAGGCACAAAGGUGGAAGACCCCUCAACACUGGAGCAGCUCUCCAGUACUUGAGGGAUAAUGUCUUCACGGCCUCUGCCGGAAGCAGGCGUGUGGAAGGAGUUCCACAGGUCCUAAUAUUGCUAAGUGGUGGCAAGUCUUCUGACAGUGUUGAUGUACCAGCCUCUGCUCUCAAACAGCUGGGUGUCUUGACCAUUACAAUUGGAACCGGGAGCUCUGAUAGCAACGAACUGCAGAAGAUAUCCCACGAUCCCAGUUAUGCUCUAUCUGUGUCUGAAUUCACUGACCUUCCCAGUGUCCAACAGCAACUUAAGUCCUCCGUGGAGGCUGUGGUUAUUGGCGUCGCCCCAGAAUCACCAACUGUAUUUGUUGACACUGCCAAAAAGGAUAUCGUAUUCCUUCUGGAUGGUUCUGAUGCCACAAGGAAUGGCUUCCCUGCCAUGCGUGAUUUUGUUGAGAGAGUGGUGGAGAAACUCAAUGUGGGAGAAAACAAAGACCGUGUCUCUGUGGUCCAGUACAGCAGAGAUGCAGAGGUCCAUUUCGAUCUGAAAAGAUACAAAACACGAGAUGAUAUUCUGGAUUCGGUCAGAGGGCUGAGACACAGAGGAGGCAGACCCCUCAACACCGGGGCAGCCCUCCAAUAUGUCAGGGACAACGUCUUCACAAACUCCUCCGGGAGCAGGCGCCUCCAAGGUGUUCCACAAAUGUUGAUCCUGCUAAAUGGUGGAAGGUCUUUUGAUAAUGUAGAUACCCCAGCCUCUGCUCUAAAACAGCAGGGCAUCUAUGUU
Micropterus dolomieu (smallmouth bass) is the source of this 1135-nucleotide messenger RNA. Its product is annotated as collagen alpha-3(VI) chain-like. The annotation marks the transcript as partial. The transcript has 3 exons. NCBI's taxonomy places the organism in Eukaryota, Metazoa, Chordata, Actinopteri, Centrarchiformes, Centrarchidae. The record is from RefSeq and is a predicted model, not a curated record.